AUGUUCGAGCGCCGCGCUGCAGACCGCUACCGCCUCCGCCUCCACCGCGCCCGCUCCGUCGUGCUCACCCCCGAGGAAAUCGUCGAAGUCCGCGCAGCCCAACGCACGUUCGAAGGCGCCUACAUCCGCACCUCCCUCUCCCAGUUCUCCUUCGCCCUGAUCAUCCUCAAAAUCUUCACGUCAGAGUUCUACAGCAUCGGUGCGCUGUUUGCCGUGUACGGCGCGGGGGUGUUGACGAUAGGCCUGUUCCGCCGCCAGCAGGGUAAUAGGCAGUUUUUCAACGAGGUGGGCGAGGAUGGGUUGCAGAGACGUAAGUUUCGGACGAGUGGGAAUGUGGUGCUUGUGUUGACUGCGUUGAGCAUUGCGGCAUAUGCGUGUUUGUUGGCGUUGACGUUGACGUUGAAGAUGUGA
This is a messenger RNA of Paracoccidioides brasiliensis Pb18, 411 nucleotides long. RefSeq lists its product as uncharacterized. Bases 1 to 411 code for a protein of 136 amino acids. The transcript has 2 exons. The record is from RefSeq and is a predicted model, not a curated record.